CUCUCCUCGGCCCUGCUGUUUGAUGCUGUCUAUGCUGUGGUGACUGCGGUUCAGGAACUGAACCGGAGCCAGGAGAUCGGCGUGAAGCCCCUGUCCUGUGGCUCAGCCCAGAUCUGGCAGCACGGCACCAGCCUCAUGAACUACCUGCGCAUGGUAGAAUUGGAAGGUCUUACCGGCCACAUUGAAUUCAACAGCAAAGGCCAGAGGUCCAACUAUGCCUUGAAAAUCUUACAGUUCACAAGGAAUGGUUUUCGGCAG
This is a messenger RNA of Piliocolobus tephrosceles (Ugandan red Colobus), 258 nucleotides long. Its product is annotated as glutamate receptor ionotropic, kainate 4-like. NCBI's taxonomy places the organism in Eukaryota, Metazoa, Chordata, Mammalia, Primates, Cercopithecidae. The record is from RefSeq and is a predicted model, not a curated record. The annotation marks the transcript as partial. The transcript is spliced from 2 exons.